AGCAGCUGAACAGGUUGCCAUCUCACCACACAUGCACCAUGGCUUCUCAGCUUCUUCCUCUCGAACUCAUCGACAAAUGUGUCGGGUCGCGCAUCUGGGUCAUCAUGAAGGGUGACAAAGAGUUUGCGGGCACUCUUGUGGGCUUCGAUGACUACGUCAACAUGGUCUUGGAGGACGUGACCGAGUUUGACUACUCAGGGGACCACACCAAGUUGAAGAAGAUCCUGCUAAACGGCAACAACAUUUGCAUGUUGAUUCCGGGAGGAGAGGGUCCAACAGCCGUAGCUGCACCAUGAGAAAGACGGGGAUGCCGGUUGAAGGUUGCGAAGAGCACUCAUGGGAAGUGUACAAGCAUAUGCGGUCUGGAAUGAUGGGGAGAAAUGGAGGGAGGGAAGGACUGCAAAGGAUUCCGUCCGCCGAAAUCAUGGAGACAUCAGCUGCCAGCAGAACAUGACAAAACCUGGAACCAUGCAGUUUCACUGGAUUUGCAUGUCCCCAAGCUACACCACCAUUUACGCAAAAGAUAUAUAAUUUUUCCCACCGAAUCUCAAUCGUGUCCCUGACAGGAGAUUACCG
Messenger RNA from Parathielavia appendiculata, 576 nucleotides. RefSeq names its product LSM-domain-containing protein. Gene Ontology annotation, biological process: mRNA splicing, via spliceosome. The coding region runs from base 39 to 296 and encodes 85 amino acids. The record is from RefSeq and is a predicted model, not a curated record. Gene Ontology annotation, molecular function: RNA binding. Lineage: Eukaryota; Fungi; Ascomycota; Sordariomycetes; Sordariales; Chaetomiaceae. Gene Ontology annotation, cellular component: Lsm1-7-Pat1 complex; U4/U6 x U5 tri-snRNP complex; U6 snRNP. The transcript is spliced from 6 exons.